AUGAGUUUCCCUGAUGAAUUUCAAGAGCCAACAUUAGAGAACGAAACUGAAGAGGACGAAGAAGAAGAGGAGGAAGAGGAAAAUGACGAGGAUGCUCCUCCUCAGGAGAGAGUUCUCCCGUUUGAAAUCGAUAAUUACGAAGUUUUCGCCAAAUUAACGGCAAAACUACAUAGUGCUUGUUAUGAAGCCACAAACAAAAACACAAAAUCAAAGUGCGUUAUUAAAUAUCUUCCAAGCAGAUCGAGAUUUAGAAAAUUUAAAGACGAAAAAAUCGAAAUUUUAGGUAUUUUAAAUCAUUCUAACAUUGUUUCUAUAGAGAGAAUUAUUAUGCAAGAAGAUUUCAACGCUAUUGUCAUGCCAUUUUACAAGAAAGGCGAUCUUUAUGAAAGAAUAUUCGAUAACAAAAAGAUCACUCUUGAAAACGCAUCUAAGAUGAUGUGGGGCUUAGUGAAUGUAGUUAAGCACAUGCACUGCUUGAGCUGCAUUCAUGGAAACAUCUCUCUCAGCAAUAUCCUUGUUGAGUCAAAGACAAAAGUCAUUAUCACAGGCUUCAGUAUGGCCACCAUGAACAAGUUUAUCGAUUCCCACGGUCCAAUGACCUUAUAUACCGCACCAGAAGUUGAAACAACACAUAAAUUAACAUUUGCAACAGAUGUAUUCGCUCUCGGCACAGUAUUUUACUACUUACUGAUGAAUACAUACGAAGUCAACAAAGAUCCCUCGAAAUUACCUCAAGAUGCGCAAGUUUUGUUGUCUGGUAUGGUCAAUCCAAAUCCUAAGAAGAGAUUUACAAUAUUCCACGUGGCAUCAAACAAGUUCUUCUACGAUCAUAUCCCAGAAAUCGAUAUGAAGAACGCAUUGGUCAAUGUCGUUGGAAACCGCUGCCUUGAAGUCAAUACAGCUAUCAUGGAAGGCGAAACUAUGAUAGAAGGAAGCGAUGAGAUCUUGUUCUAA
This is a messenger RNA of Trichomonas vaginalis G3, 954 nucleotides long. RefSeq names its product protein kinase protein. The coding region runs from base 1 to 954 and encodes 317 amino acids. Gene Ontology annotation, biological process: protein phosphorylation. Lineage: Eukaryota; Parabasalia; Trichomonadida; Trichomonadidae. The record is from RefSeq and is a predicted model, not a curated record. The transcript has a single exon. Gene Ontology annotation, molecular function: protein kinase activity; ATP binding.